Oryza brachyantha (malo sina) is the source of this 1689-nucleotide messenger RNA. Its product is annotated as acetylornithine deacetylase. NCBI's taxonomy places the organism in Eukaryota, Viridiplantae, Streptophyta, Magnoliopsida, Poales, Poaceae. Bases 140 to 1489 code for a protein of 449 amino acids. The transcript has 10 exons. The record is from RefSeq and is a predicted model, not a curated record. Gene Ontology annotation, molecular function: hydrolase activity.
CCGUGGCGUCGUUGAUUCGUGCGGGACAGCCUCUAUCUCGAUCUCCCAUUCUCCCAACGCAACUCCGUAGCUCAGUACUGCUCGACUAGAUUCCCAUCGCAACUCGCCGCCCCCGCCGCCGCUCAAGGACGCGCAUCAGAUGGCGUCGCCGGUGCCGCCGCCGCAGCAGCUGAGGGACGCCGUGGGCGGCCUCGACCGGGACCCCUUCGUCGCCCUCCUCGGGAAGCUCAUCGGCGAGACCCGCCGCCUGCAGAACGACCCGCCGGCCCACGUCCCCCAGGAGGACCUCGUCGCGCAGCACGUGGUCGACGCGUUCCUCCCGGUGUCCACGGAAACCGGGGGCGGCCCGCUGGUCGUGCGGAAGGUGAGCUACGCCGAAGGCCGGAGCAACGUCAUCGUCGAGUACCCCGGCACCGUCCCCGACCGCGUCGUCUCCUUCGUCGGCAUGCACAUGGACGUCGUCCCGGCCAACCCCGACGAGUGGGAUUUCGAUCCCUUCUCACUAACCUUCGACAGCGAAGACAAGGACAAGCUUCGGGGCCGUGGGACGACCGACUGCCUUGGCCAUGUGGCGCUGGUUGCUCAGCUCAUGCGGCGACUUGGUGAGGUCAAGCCGGUGCUGAAGCAUUCAGUCAUAGCGGUGUUCAUUGCCAACGAGGAAAACUCACUGAUCACUGGCAUUGGUGUUGAUGGCCUUGUGAAGGAUGGGUUGCUGGAUAAGCUCAAGAAUGGACCCUUGUUUUGGAUAGAUACAGCCGAUAAGCAGCCUUGCAUUGGCACAGGUGGAGCGAUCACAUGGCAUCUGAAGGCAAUUGGGAAGCUAUUCCACAGUGGCCUCGCACAUAAGGCAAUAAAUUCCAUGGAGUUAAAUAUGGAAGCACUUAAAGAAAUACAGACCAUGUUCUACAAUGAUUUCCCUGCACACGAGAAAGAGAAGGUCUAUAAGUUUGCUACCCCAUCUACGAUCAAACCGACAAAAUGGAGUUAUCCUGGUGGGGGUCUGAAUCAAAUUCCUGGAGAAUGUACAAUUUCAGGGGAUAUAAGGUUGACUCCUUUCUAUAGCACAAAAUCUGUGAUGAAGAAAUUGCGAGAGUACGUAGAUGAUAUAAAUGAGAAUCUUGAAACAAAGCUUCAACCUCGUGGUCCAGUGUCUAAAUAUGUUCUUCCUGAUGAAAACCUGCGAGGAAGGCUUGAAAUCACUAUUGAUGAAGAUGUGAUGAACGGGGUGGCUUGUAAUCUUGAGUCCCGGGGCUUUCACGCAUUAUGCAAAGCAACUGAGGAAGUCGUAGGUCAUGUGGAACCAUAUUCCAUUACCGGGAGUUUGCCCCUGAUUAGGGAAUUACAGGAUGAAGGAUUUGAUGUUCAGACAGCAGGAUAUGGUUUACUCAAGACAUACCAUGCAAAAAACGAGUACUGUCUAUUUUCAGAUAUGGCCCAAGGCUUUCAAGUGUUUCUAAGCAUCAUUUCACAGUUGGAGGUAGAGGUUUGAGUUUUCCUUUAGAGAGGAAGUAUGACUUUUACUGGCACUUGUUCUAUUACUUGUUCUGUUACUUUGCUCUAAUAAUGGUCCUCUGCUCCUGGGCUCCUGUUUCUUGUUUGACCUCAUGUUAUAUGGCGCGUACAAACUCUAGUCGAAAUAGAACAAUUCCGUUGUGUGACAAUCAAAUGGGUGCUUUUUUGCCUGUCCAA